Molecule: messenger RNA, 4364 nt
Organism: Larimichthys crocea (large yellow croaker)
Lineage: Eukaryota; Metazoa; Chordata; Actinopteri; Sciaenidae
Gene: syt2b
Product: synaptotagmin IIb
Exons: 10
Coding region: 229-1533 (434 amino acids)
Biological process (GO): calcium ion-regulated exocytosis of neurotransmitter; synaptic vesicle endocytosis
Cellular component (GO): plasma membrane; exocytic vesicle; dense core granule
Molecular function (GO): phosphatidylserine binding; calcium ion binding; clathrin binding
Source: RefSeq, a predicted model, not a curated record
UACAGCAGUGGAACUGCACCGGCUCUGAUGCUUGUGCUGAUUUCAGUGUGUUAGGACAAUGUUAAUCUAUGUGAGUGUUUUCUCUCCCCUCUGCCUGAUCUGAGUACACCUCAGCAACACCUUUUAGCCGAGGAAACUCUUGUUGGAAGGGUGUCCGCUUCUUGGACAGAAACACCCUCAGGAGGCAGCACAUCUCUCUUCAAGGGACGCUGCAUCUAGUCUUUAAGAAUGAAGUUCAACCUGUUCAGAAGGCCACAGGCCGUGGCAGCCGCCGAGCCCACCGGUGCCACCACAAUGACCAUGGCUCCCACCCAGGGUGCCAUCUCCACCUCCGCGCCGGAGAUCUCUGGCUCUGGCAAUAACACAGAGAUCAGCAAGAAUGACAUGUUUGAGGAGAUCAAGAGCAAAUUCUUGAAUGAAAUUGAUAAAAUCCCAUUGCCUCCGUGGGCUCUGAUUGCCAUCGCUGUGGUGGCCGCCUUGCUCAUGCUUACAUGCUGCUUCUGCAUAAUCAAAAAAUGCUGCUGCAAGAAGAAGAAGAACAAGAAAGGAAAGAAGGGAAAGGAUGGCUUCAACAUGAAGAACAUGCAGGGUGGAGAGAAACACCAGGACGAUGACGAUGACGAGGGAGAGACUGGACUGACGGAGGAAGAGAAAGAGGAAGAGGAGAAAGAACAAGAGAAACUGGGGAAGCUGCAAUAUUCUAUAGAUUAUGACUUUGAGAAUACAAAGCUCACCGUGGGUAUCCUUCAAGCUGCUGACCUCAUGAGCAUGGAUUCAGGUGGUACCUCCGAUCCAUACGUUAAAGUCCUGCUCCUACCUGAGAAGAAGAAGAAGUAUGACACCAAAGUCCAUAAGAAAACACUGAACCCUGUCUUCAAUGAGACAUUCGUAUUCAAGGUGCCCUAUGAGGAGCUCGGUGGAAAGACUCUGGUAAUGUCGGUUUAUGAUUAUGACCGAUUUUCCAAACAUGACGUCAUUGGUGAGGUGAAGAUUCCCAUGAACACCAUCGACCUCGGACGGCCGAUUGAGGAGUGGCGGGAUCUGGAGAGCGCCGAUCAAGAGGAGCCGGAGAAACUCGGAGACAUCUGCAUCUCCCUCCGUUAUGUCCCCACCGCUGGCAAACUUACCGUCUGCAUUCUGGAGGCAAAGAACCUGAAGAAGAUGGAUGCCUGUGGAUUAUCUGAUCCUUAUGUAAAGAUCCAGCUGCUGCAGGGGGGUAAGCGUCUGAAGAAAAAGAAGACUACAGUGAAGAAGAAUACCCUGAACCCUUACUAUAAUGAAUCCUUCAGUUUUGAAAUCCCUCUGGAACAGAUGCAGAAAAUCUUGGUAGCGGUCACAGUGUUUGAUUAUGACAAGAUUGGUAAGAAUGACGCCAUUGGAAAGAUCUUCGUGGGCAGUAAGGCGACUGGCCUAGGUCUGAAGCACUGGUCUGACAUGCUGGCUAAUCCUCGCCGUCCCAUUGCCCAGUGGCAUCCAUUGCAGCCAGAGGAGGAUAUCGAUGGUCAGCUGGCGUCCUUGGCUGCAAAGAAGUAACGUGCUCCACCAACCAGCUAACGCACUAACUCAGAAAUCCAACCCCUAUCCCUACUUUGCAUGAAACCCAUGACUUAACACAUGACUACUUGUCAUGAAACCUGCUCAGCAAAAAAGAGACAUCUUAGAAUAUCCGCUCAUUCAUGGUUAAGUCGAAAAAACUCUUUUUAAGCAUCACAUUUCACACAUUAGUGUAUGCUGAGAAGAGUGGCAUUGAGUUAUCGGGUGACUGGUUCAUGAAAGAUCGACUUUUGGUCUUUCUUUCAUUUGAAGAAACUUAGAAACUGAUUCUUAGGGUGCUGACACUGAACGAAAGUCUUGGUGAAGACAAUUCUGGAAAUAAAGCUUUAGUUUAGUUUAUAGCGCAUGCUUUACUUACCUCCCCAUUGCUCUGCAUACACCAUGCCCAGUAUUGUAUCUUGCUAAUAAGUGUGCUAUAACUUGCAAUAGAAAGUACUGUAGUAUUGGGUUAUUUCCUGCAUAGAGUCUGUUUAAGUCCAUCAAUGCAAAAAGAUUUAAUUGAGAAUGAAUGAGGCCAAGGUCACUGAACGCAGCAAUCCAUGUUCAAAUAUAUUUUCAAGAGAAAUCUACGUAAAUGAUUGCCUUUAUUUUAUGAUCUCACAUUUGAGAAGGAGGUACAGUACAGUAUUAUACAGUAUGGCAGUGACACCGUUGUCUGAUCUAAGUUGCUUGUUUUGUGUUGCCAUGGAGGCACAUCUAUGCAUUUAGGUUCAAAAUACAUUUCUGCAUCUACAGACAGAUCUAAUAUAGGACAGGAAUAUAAGGGUGCCUUUCCUGAUGUGACACUUUGAGAAAUACAUUAAGGUUAAUUGUUUUAUUUCAAAGGAAAACUUUGACAGAGUGAAUAUUCAAAAGUCAUCAGGGACUGAGAAUGUGCCAUUUGCAAUCUGUCUUGAGCUGUGUUGACCACUUGGAUGUAAAAUCUUACUUAUCUGUGGACAAAGUAAGGAUACCAGAAGGCUUACCAAUGAUGUUCAAACCAAUUAUGACUAUGCUUCUUUAAAUUGCUUCCUGCAACAGUGCCAUCUAAAUCAUUUUCUUUUGAUAUCCAUUGAACAGAUUAUAUGUCUUUCUUUGACAAAUGUUGAACCAAACAUACCUAGUGCACCUCUUCCUUUAUUAGCUUCUGGUGAAACAACAUGAGGAUUUCUGUCAAAGACGAGAUGUUUUUAUAGAGAAUCAGAUUUGAAAUGUGAGAUGUAGCUGCACUUUUUAAGAGAACGUGAAUUCAAGUACAAAAUGCAGGUUUGUAAAUCUCCACAGUGCUUCAUGAGACAUAUAAUACAAUAAACAUAUCUGGGACCAUUUGCUUGAACCGAACACAGCUGCAGAAUCUAGCAUGUAUCAUGCCUCACAGUAUUUCAUGUUGUUUGGAUCGCCCACUCAUCAGCCACACAAGCUUUGUAAACCUGGAGUGCUGCAACAUGGUGAUGUUACAACUUCAUAACAGACAUCCUGCUUUACUGUGAUGUGCACAGGUACGGAGGCAAAAAUAUGCCAUGAGGAUUUGAAUCGAAACCUAAUUGUGAAGUUUAAUCACUACUGAAUACUUAAUGCUGAAAUUUUAAUACCACUGAAUUAUACAUGGAGAAAUAUUUAAUCUUGAUAUUCAUGUGGUGGAUAUGAAAAUUCAGCAAUAAUCAAUCAAGCCUGAACCAAAUGAUCAGACCUUUGUCAUAUAACAGUGAGUUUUAACCAGAGGUGUUUGUAACGCUGGGGUUACUGGUAUGUUGAAAGACUGUGGAGUAGUGUAGCUAUUAUAAAAAAAGAGGGAGAGAGAGAGGAAGAGAGAUAGAAAAACUAUGAUUUGAUACAAAGAAAAAUGAAUAAAUCCCCACACUGUGCAUCUAUGAGUAAAAAAAAACACCAGUAACAAAAUAAUGAAUAGUAAGACAAGUAGUUUGUAUAAGAAAAUGACUGAAACGUGCAGCUUCUAUUACUUCAAGUGAUAAUGACACUGAUGAAACCAAACCUAAUGAAAAAAAAAGAAUAUAUUGAAACAGUAUAUACUUUAAUAUAACUAAUACAAUAAAAAUAACAGCCAGUUUAAAUGACCUAACCCUGAAGACUUAUUGAGACAGAUGAAACAUAAAAUUAAUAUUUUCAGUGGUAUUUAAAUGUCAACAUUAAGUAGAUUCAGUAGCGGUUGAAUUUAAUUUUUCAGAGUUAGGCGCUCCGUUGUGUAUAAAAUGAAUUACAGCCUUUCUUUGCUUCAAUAGGAGGCCAUAUUGUCACCAGAAUUAAAAUAAUUCUGCAGGAGGGUGAACAGCAGCACACUGAUUGGUCCAUUCACAAUACUACUUCUUCCUAUUGUUAACAUUAUGCAUCGCGCAAAUUUGUUGACAGGCUACGGCAUGUAUUUACAAGAUGAUGUAAAUAGUAGCAUGUUUUAAAGAGGAACCAUAAUUAUAUUGUGUAUGUGUGUUUGUGUUCUGUGUCAUUUUUGAUAAUAAAACGGAGUAAAAAAGAGUAUGCACUGACUGCAAAGUGUAUGUAUUUUUGCUGAAUGGGACUGAAUGUAUGUCUGAAUAAUCUAUGUUAAAGGUUCACAGGCUCCUUUAACGCCUUGAAUUAAAGCAGGGUUGCUUUAUGUAUCAUAUGUAAAAAUCCCACUUAGUUUGCCAUAAUGCUGCAUGACCGUCUGGUUUUCUGUCAUCGUUUGUAUGUGUCCUCUGUGCUGAACUCAGUGUUACAGUAGCGUGUGCUACAAGUCAUGUUCUGUCAAUUAUUGUUCAUUCCUGCUUGCACUUGUUAUACAGUGUGUCUCUUACCAGUAAACUGUAUAUAUUUAAAAAAGAAAGAAAAAAAAA